Caenorhabditis angaria is the source of this 1990-nucleotide messenger RNA. NCBI's taxonomy places the organism in Eukaryota, Metazoa, Nematoda, Chromadorea, Rhabditida, Rhabditidae. The record is from the annotation of a GenBank genome assembly.
AUGAUUUUCUGGGCAAUUUUUGCCGGGGUUUUGAGUUUGGCUAACUGCGAAACGUCGUGCGAAAAAUGUUUGGAUAGUGGGAAACAGUGAGUGAUUUGGGGGGAAUUGGGGAGACCUUAAGGGGCUUUAGGGAAGUUUAAGGAUAACUUCUCUAAGAAAUGGGAUUUUUAAGGCGUUCUUAAAAGUUUAUUUAAGGUUUUAAAGCCCUAAAUCUUCUUAAAAUCCUUAAGAGCUUAUUUAAAUCCUACCUGAAGUCCCUUAAAAUGUUGCUAAAGCCCUAAAACAUAGGAAAAAGAUUUUUGAAUGCACCUGAAGUUAGGAAAACUCAAAAAUCUUUCCAGUUGGUGUGCCGAUGUCAAAAUGUGCGCAUUUUCACCCUGUCUAACCGUCAUCAAAAAAUCGCUAAACUGCCCCACUUUACCCGACAAAUCGCACGCCUAUGAUGAUGGAUUUGUGAGGGAAAAGGUGUUUUUGACGACGUGUGCUGCUUUCAGGGACGAUCCGCAGAAGUGUUUUGAGUAAGUUGUCAAGGGGCGGCUGCUAGAGGACUCUGAGACUUCUCAAGGAGCCAACCCUUGACCCCCCCUGCAUAGCUGUCAAGUAGCCAACCCUUUCCAGCAAUAAAAUGUCAACAAUGCGCGUCUCCUCGACAUUUUCCGUCAACUGCUCAGCAAUCGGCCCACAAUCCAAUUGUUUCGCCUUCACCGCCUUUGACGUCACUCAAAAAGUUCUGGUUUUGACUUUUCGCGGAACCGAAGGCGCCAUUCAAAUGACCGAUGAGAUUCUCGACUUUUUUGGCGGGAAAAAGAGUUUGGGAGCGGCUGGCAAUAUUUUUGGCUAUUUUUACGAUGCCUUCUUUUUUGUUUGGAAUGGCGGAUUGCAACAGGAGAUGCGGAAAUUGAAGUAUAUGUAUGGGGAUUUUGAGUUGUGGGUGAGUAGAGGAAGCUUGCGGACCCUUGAGACAUCUUAGGCUGUCAAGGAGCGACGCCUAGACAUCCAGGUUUAAUUGCGAAGGGUUGGCUGCUUGAGGGCUCUCAUUUUAGUCAAGCAGCCGACCCUUGGCACCUGCAUUUAGCAGUAAAGGAGCGGUGCCUAGACAUCUAGGUUUAAUUGCCAAGGGUUGGCUGCUAGAGGGCUCUCAUUUUAGUCAAGCAGCCGACCCUUGAGAUAUAUUAGGCUGUCGAGGAGUGGUGCCUAGACAUCCAGGUUUAGUUGUUAAGGGUUGGCUGCUAGAGGGCUCUUAUUCUAGUCAAGCAGCCGACCUUUGAGACAGCUUAGGCUGUCUAGGAGCGGUGCCUUGACAACCAGGUUGUCAAGGGUUUGCUGCUUGGGGGCUCUCAUUCUAGUCAAGCAGCCGACCCUUGACUCCUGCAUUUAGCUGUCAAAGAGCGACGCCUAGACAUCUAGGUUUAAUUGCGAAGGGUUGGCUGCUUGAGGGCUCUUAUUUUAGUCAAGCAGCCGACCCUUGACUUCUGCAUUUAGCUGUCAAGGAGCAAUGCCUAGUCAUGAUUUUCCUCCAGAUAACCGGUCACUCAUUGGGCGGUUCAAUGGCCUCAAUCGCCGCCUCGCAUCUCGUCCAAAUCGGUCUCUUCAAACCGGAAAACAUCAAAUUAGUCACAUUGGGUCAACCGCGAACCGGCGACUAUGCGUAUGCCACGUGGCACGACGCCACCUUCCCCUACUCGUUCCGCGUCGUUCAUCAUCGCGAUCCGGUUCCGCACAUUCCGCCGAUGGAGGGAAAAGACGAGCUGUUCCAUCAUCGCACUGAAGUCUGGUGAGUUCCGCGCGGACAGCUUCCGCGUCGCGGAAAAGUUACGUUAACCGUUUCAGGUACAACAACAAUAUGACUGUUGGCUCGAGUUACAAAUUGUGCGCGGAAGCCGACGGAUUGUAUUGCAGCAGCCGGAAUUUGGACGCGGAGCCCAAUGAUCAUAUGACAUAUUUUGAUGUGCAAAAUAUGCAAGAUUAUGGUUUGGCUGGUUGUGUUUAA